This is a messenger RNA of Helicoverpa zea (corn earworm), 1493 nucleotides long. RefSeq lists its product as uncharacterized. The record is from RefSeq and is a predicted model, not a curated record. Bases 87 to 794 code for a protein of 235 amino acids. Lineage: Eukaryota; Metazoa; Arthropoda; Insecta; Lepidoptera; Noctuidae. Gene Ontology annotation, cellular component: membrane. The transcript is spliced from 5 exons.
UUAAUACGGCGCGUUUGUAUUUUCUAAUAUCCAUAUAGAGCGGCGGCGCAAUCCUCGGCGGGUCAGUGGCAUGGAGCCUGCUGCGCAUGUCGUACUACUUCUGGACGUCGGACCUGGGCGUGGAGCUGAGCUCGGCCGUGCUGUUCCUGGGGGGGGCGCUGCUCUGCCUGCCCACCUGCUGGCUGUCCACCGUCGUGCCUUACCAUGUCAAGUCCUUGUCUUUGACGGCUACGCUGAUGGCACUGGUGAGCGUGGCGAUGGUGAUGCUGGCAGUGGGGUUGUCGUCCAUCGCAGGACUGGCGCGUGCGGUGCGCGACCCCGGCGCGGUCAACAACAGCAUGCUGCGCGCUAUGGCCAUCGACGCCUUCGAUCCUGCUGUUAGGAGCUCCUUCGCUGCUAUGCAGCUUGAGUUGCGAUGCUGCGGCGUGCAGUCGUACUCGGACUGGUACCAGCACCGACGCACACUGCCGCCUGCCUGCUGUGGCCGCGUGUGGAAUGGGAAGCGAGGAGACAUAUGCGAGGUGCCGCUGUACAGCAUGGGCUGUCUGCGGCCUGCCAUCGCUGAACUGCGCUACUUCGCCAACUCCAUGUCAGCGCUCUCCUCCGCCAUCGUCGUCGUCAUGGCAGUGACCCUGUUCGCGUCAGCGUACUUGCUGGUGACGGGCGUGGUGGAGCGCGGUGAGGUGCGAUCUCACAAAGCACCGGCGCCGCUACGUAUCGCGUGUCUUGCGCACCCGCCGCCGCUCGUCGCACUCACCUCCCCCGCCGCCAUACCGCACGACGCACCUAUGUAACCCACUUGCACCCGCUUGCACCCACCAGCGAACAUCACACCGUCACAUAACACGACGUAAACUUGACGAGUUUGAAGCCGAUUGCCAGCGCAGUUCACAAUUUUGUUGACGCAGGCAAAUGGUUUAUUUAACUCGGCAAUUUACCUCAAAUGUACUGUAUUUACUUAGCUGUAUCCUGCACACAAUGCCCAAACAUCUCAUCUAUUUCAUUGUCUUCUACAUAUAAUUCUGUUCUUACUUCCGUUAAUGAAUAGGUCGGGCGGAUUGAGGUUAUAGAGAUGCGUUUAACGAAUUGUAAUGUGUUCUUUGUCGACACCAAAUACUGAUUAAAUGUGUCUCUGUAACUUAUGAUUCGCUAGUUCCUAUAUUAUGCCUAAUUACACUUGAACGGGUAUGUGACUAUACUGUUUGUAGUCUGUUGCCUUGCCGCAUCUCUAGUACCAAUGCUUUUUUGCACAUCUGAUGUAUCAAAGUAGUUCUGAUGUUAUCGUCUCUUGCCUUACCAAGUGUUAACGUGGUCAGGUAAUUUAAGCUAGUUGUUUAUACUCAUAUUCAGAUUAUAUUGACUAAGUUUCCUACUGGAAGACCUUUCAGGGUAAAUCUAAUGCCUGUUAUAGUUAAAUUAUAAUUUUAAUUCAAAUGUCCUAAAAAUUGUUCGAAGUCGUAAGUAAAUGUGUAAAAUAAAUGUCUUUGUUGACA